Molecule: messenger RNA, 7410 nt
Organism: Notolabrus celidotus (New Zealand spotty)
Lineage: Eukaryota; Metazoa; Chordata; Actinopteri; Labriformes; Labridae
Gene: adamts12
Product: ADAM metallopeptidase with thrombospondin type 1 motif, 12
Exons: 24
Coding region: 350-5125 (1591 amino acids)
Biological process (GO): proteolysis; extracellular matrix organization
Cellular component (GO): extracellular matrix
Molecular function (GO): metalloendopeptidase activity
Source: RefSeq, a predicted model, not a curated record
CACAGGUCAGAACGCGCUGGUUUAUUCAAGUCAUUCAAAUGAAGCGUCCUCCUCCUGCUCUCCUGAUCUGCUCCCCCUCGCUCCUGCUGAGGAAAGCAGACACUGGCCCUACACUUCACUCCUCCCCUCCUCCGUCCUCCGCGGAGCCGGAGCGUUCUUCCCUCUUUAAACCAUGGUCUGGCUCCCAGUGCUGCUCGGUGCAUGUUUCCCUUCGUGAGGGCAGAUUUCUGAGCUUGUUUCAUGACAUGACACAGUGCAACGCAGGAUCCAAGUGGUCGCUCCUAACGCCACUGGAACUCCUCCGUCCAGGACUCUUCCACAGUGCUUAGAGAGUUUGGCUAUAUGAAAUAUGCAAUGUUCUCAGGAGUGCCCGGUUCUCUUUUUGCUACACUUUGUUUUCACUCUGGCAGCCGGCCACGAAGAGCUGUUCGACUCCGGCAGACUCCUCUCUCUUUUUACAGAGCAAGGUCACUCAUCCCUGUCAGGGUCAGACCUGUCCAUCGUCCACCCAGUGAAAUCCACUGCUGAUGGAGCCUUCGUCUCUCACUCACUGUCCCACCACUUCAAUGCUGGGCGAGUCAGACGUGACCUACAACCUGAAGCUUCCAAAGGGCCGGUUUACUACAAGGUCAACUACAAGGGUCAAGCUUUACUGUUCAAUUUGACUGCAAACAAUCACCUGGUUUCAAGUGACUACGUCCUGGAGAGGAGGAGCGGCAGCGCCAACAGGACUGAGCAGCAUCGCCUGCAAGGGGGGAACUCCUGCCACCUGCUUGGCACAGUGGAGGUGUCUGGCAAGAGAGGAACUGCUGCCAUCAGCACAUGUAAAGGCCUGAGAGGCUUCUUCUCCCUUCCAGAGGGACACUAUUUUAUUGAACCUGUCCAGAAAUCUGCUAAUGAGCCAGCAGAGACUCCAGAGCCCCAUGUUAUCUAUCCAAGAGUUACAGAAAGUCAAAGAAAAAAACGCAGUCUGCAGUCCAAAAAGACUCCCAGCCCCUGUGGAGUUCAAGAUGCUCCAAGUGACUCUGUGCAGGUGGAGAGGGAGAGGGAGGAGUGGGAGAGAGAGCAGCAGAGGGGGGAGUCGCGCUCACAGCGCUCGGUCAGCAGGGAGCGCUGGGUGGAAACCAUGGUGGUGGCUGACUCCAAACUCAUAGAAUAUCAUGGCAGCGAUAAUGUGGAGUCUUACAUCUUUACCAUCAUGAAUAUGGUGGCUGGGAUCUUUCAUGAUGCCAGUAUUGGGAAUGCAAUCCAUGUCAUCUUGGUUCGACUCAUUCUGCUGCAGGGAGAUGAGAAAGGGUUGAAGAUAAUUCACCAUGCAGACUCCACUUUGUCCAGUUUCUGUGCCUGGCAGAAAAACCUGAACCCUCAGAGUGACACACACCCGGCUCAUCAUGAUGUGGCUGUGUUGAUCACCAGGAAAGACAUCUGUGCUGGCAGCAACCAGCCCUGUGAGACCCUGGGUCUGUCUCAUCUGUCUGGGAUGUGUCAACCUCACCGCAGCUGCAACAUCAAUGAGGACUCAGGUCUACCUGUCGCCUUCACCGUCGCUCAUGAAAUGGGCCACAGUUUUGGUAUUCAUCAUGACGGCCAGGGGAAUGACUGUGAACUGGAGGGAAAGCACCCGUUCAUCAUGUCCCGACAGCUGAUGUAUGACAGCUCCCCUCUUACUUGGUCUUCCUGCUCCAAAGAAUACAUCACACGCUUCCUCGAUCGUGGCUGGGGUUUCUGUCUUGAUGACCGUCCUUCCAAGAGGGACCUGACCACCCCACUGGCUCGCCUCGGUGUCCGCUACACCACACACCACCAGUGCCAGCUCCAGUACGGCCCAAACGCGACUUUCUGCCAUGAGGUUGAUAAUGUUUGCCAGAUUCUUUGGUGCUCAGUGAACGGCUCCUGUCGAUCCAAACUGGACUCGCCCAUAGACGGCACUCGCUGUGGACCAGAGAAGUGGUGUAUCAGUGGAGAGUGUGUGAUUGUGGGUAAACUACCAGAGACGGUAAAUGGAGCCUGGGGACAGUGGAGCACCUGGUCUUACUGCUCCAGGACCUGUGGAACUGGAGUCCAGUCAGCAGAGAGAGAAUGUAACAAUCCUAAACCAGAGUUCGGGGGAAAAUACUGCACAGGAGAAAGAAAGCGUUAUCGGACAUGCAACACCAGACCCUGUCAGAUUAACACACCAACCUUUCGAGAGAUGCUGUGCAGUGAGUUUGACACCGUGCCCUACCAGAACGAGCUCUAUAAGUGGAUUCCUGUGGCUAACCCAUUACAACCCUGUGAGCUGCACUGCCGCCCGGUCAAAGAGUACUUUUCUGAGAAGAUGCUGGACACUGUGACAGACGGGACGCCCUGCUUCAUGAACAACAAGUCCAGAAACAUCUGCGUCAAUGGAGUGUGCAAGGAGGUCGGCUGUGACUACGGCAUUGACUCAAACGCAGUGGAGGACCGGUGUGGAGUCUGUUUGGGCGACGGCACAAGCUGUGAGACGGUCCGCAAGUCGUUUGAUGACGGGCAAGGCUUUGGGUACGUGGAUGUGGGUGUGAUACCUGCGGGGGCGCGGGACAUCCUGGUGAAGGAAGUAGAGGAGGCAGGUAACUUCCUGGCUCUGAAGAGCAGGGAGUCCGAGGAGGAGUACUUCCUCAAUGGUAACUUCAUUAUCCAGUGGAAUGGGGAAUAUGAGGCUGGGGGGACCACGUUCUUCUAUGAACGUAGCGGGAACAUGGAGAACCUCACUGCUCCUGGACCCACCAAAGAGCCCGUCAUGCUGCAGUUGCUGUUUCAGGAGAAGAACCCAGGAAUAAAGUACGAAUACAUUAUAAGAAAAACCAAAGGAACAGGAAAUGAGGUCAUUGAGCCUAUUUACAGGUGGAGACAUGGGGCAUGGACCGACUGCAGCACCACCUGUGGUUUAGGUGAGCAGCACCAGCCUGCACUGUGUUUUGAGAUGGAUAUGGGCGUAGUGGAUGAGUCUCUGUGUGACCCAGAAACCCAUCCAGAAGAUAGACACAGAAAAUGCAAGACUGUGGAUUGUCCUGCAAGGUGGUGGGUGGGUGGCUGGCAGCAGUGUACAGCUACAUGUGGAUCAGAUGGGAUACGAAAGAGAACGGUGCUCUGUGUUCGCACAGUGUCAGGGGAAGAAAGGGUGCUGCACCCAGUUGAGUGUAAACAUCUCCUCAAACCCAAACCUGUUGUUCCAUGCAACAGGGAUGUGCCCUGUGGACUGGACUGGGCUGUUGGCAACUGGGAAGAGUGCCCGGUCACAUGUGGAGGAGCCGUUCGCUCACGUUCUGUCACCUGUGCACUAGCACCCAAGAAGAGCUGCGACCUCUCAACCAAACCUCGGUCCAGAUCGCUCUGUGCCCUGCAGAGCUGCCCUAACUCAGGUCUCCGUAGACGACCCGGGCCUGCUCCGAAAUAUCGUCGCAUUUACCCACCUAAGAGCCACCCCACCAAGCUUCCUGCUGACACCACCCGGGUGAGCACCACGACCACAACUGCACCCGCAGCUGCUGUCACGGUGAGGAAGAAAACAACCACUAAAGAAACUACAACUGCCUUCAUCCCAACCAUCACAUCCCUUUCAACCACUCCAACAGCAAUCCCUGAAAUCAUAGAUGCAGAUGAUUAUGAGUUUGAAGAUAAAGUGAGGAAAAAUGAGGACAAGAAGGAGAAAACCAAUUCAGCAGAAAAGGACAGAAAGAUAACUCGAGUAGGACAAGGAAGGGAGGAGGAGAAUGAGGAAGGAGAGGAGGGAAGUACACCAAAUGUGGUGAUGUCCACUCCAGGAUAUGACUAUGUUGUGGGGGAGAGUACAACAGAAGAGGAGGGGAUUAUCAACCUAGAUGUUACCACGUCCAAAUCACUCAAAAAUCCGCUUAAAUCAACCACACCAAGGCCACAUUUACUCAUUACACCCACUGUACAAACAAGUCCACCUACAACACACACGACCAAAGCAGCCACAACUACCACCAGGACCUCCUCUACCCCACACACCAGCACUGAAACAUGGGCCAAGACCACUCACCACACCACCCCACGGGUCAAUCCAUUCAAACACUGGACUCACAGGGUUCCCCUCACCACACCUGUGUCCAAGGCCUCCAACAUAACACAAGCUCCUUCCACCACUACAAGUAAACCAUUCACUACUGCAGCUCCACCCAAGUCCACAAUGAAGAUUAUCAAACUGAAGAAGCCUGCUGUGACACCCAAGAAAAACAGUCCCACCACUCGUGCUAAAAAGCCCUCUCCUUGGCCUAAAGGAGGACGCUCCAAGAUCAACAACGAGCGGCAGCAAAGUCCCAAGGACCAAAGCAAACUGUCAGCUGGAGAGACAGUCAGCAGGGAUGUAUUCUGGGCUGUUGGGAACUGGAGUGAGUGCUCAACAACAUGUGGUAUUGGAGCGAUAUGGAGGACGGUCAUGUGCAGCUCUCAGAAUGAUGAUGACUGUGCCAACAUGAAGAGACCUGAGCCUGCUCGCACAUGUCACCUGCAGCCCUGUGCCACCUGGCAGAGUGGCAGCUGGAGCAAAUGUCCAGAUAGCUGUGCGGUCAUGGGGAGGAGGUACCGUGAGGUUCAGUGUAUCGACUCUCAGAGUAAACGUCCUCUCAGACCUUUCCACUGCCAGGCUGUAUCCAGCAGGCCCAUCAGCACCCUGACCUGUCCACACAAGCCCUGUAUGAGCUGGAGUACCUCACCAUGGGGACCGUGCUCUGGCAGCUGUGGUGAAGGCAUCCGAGAGCGGCUGGUGUACUGUCCUGAGCCUCAUCGCUGCAGCUCUACACUGAAGCCAAACAGCACGCAGGCCUGUAGUCUAAAGCCUUGCACUCAGUGGAAGGCCAAGGACUGGGAGGAGUGCUCUGUGAGUUGUGGUGGGGGUCAGCAGCAGCGUGAAGUUGGCUGUGUGAGUGAGCUGGAUUUGGCUGUAAUGCCUAACAACCUCUGUGAGAAGAUUUCCAAACCAGAAACAUUAAGAAAGUGCAAUAUGCAGGAAUGCAAGACUUACACAGAUGCAGCCUGCAGGAAGAACACCAUGUCAUCUCGCUUCUGUGACAAACUGAAGCUGUUGGGUCGCUGCUCCCUCAGGUCGGUCCAAAGACAGUGUUGUGUCACCUGUGGAUCAUAACCAGGAUUACACAUCUACUUACUGUAUAACACAAUGGACACCUUCUAAUCACAGUUAUACUUACUUUACUGUAUCCUCAUGGAACACAGGUAAACAUUCAGAAAUGCCAUCCACAGACUAACACGUCCAAACCAAAGUCCGAACAGACACAGCAAUACAACAAUCACAAAGGAACAUGGGUCGAUAUGGUCAAGUUUUUAAAGAUAUUUUUGUUUUUUACCUACAACUCCAAUUUGCAAAAAGUUGUGAGUCUGUGUGAAAUGAUGAUAAAAACUGAUUUUGGUGGUUUUUAAAUCUUUUUUUUGUUUUAAUUGAAAAUAGUGCAAAGACAUGUCAAAUGUUGAAUUAAAAAUAUACGGCCAUUUUAAAUUUAAUGCCAGCAACACGUUUAAAAAACUUCAGACAGGGAAAACAAAACACUGAAAGAAUUUGUGUUAUGCACAAAAAAACUUCAACUUAACUAUGUUAAUUUGCAAAAAGUUAAUAACAUGACUUGAUAUGAUAAGGACACUCCAGAGAGGCCGAUUCUCUCAAAAGUACAGAUAGGAAGGGGUUCACCACUCAGUGAGAGGCUGGGUGGGGAAACAGUUCAGCAAUGUCAGAAUAAUGUUCCUCAGGCUGGAAUUGCAAAUACUUUGGGGAUUUUACCUUCUACAGUUAAUAAUAUCAUUAAAAGAUUCAGAAAAGCCAAAUAAAUCUCUGAACAUAAGGGUCAAGGCCAAAAAACAAUAAUGUGCUGUUAUCUUCGGGCCCUCAGGUGGUAUUGCAUUAAAAACAGACAUGACUCUGUAGUGGAAGUCACUGUGCGGCCUCAAAAUCACUGCUGCUCCAGGGAGGGGAGAGACCAACUGGCUUGUGAUCAGCUUACAGUUCAAAAGUCAGCAUCCUUGAUGGGAUGUAUAAGUGCCUGUGGCGGAUAGCUUACACAUCUGGGAAGAUAUCAUUAAUACUCCAUGGUUAACAUGUUCCUGUCUGUGAAGGUUCUCAGUCAUCAAGGUCAUGACAAUUCAAAGCUUCAAAGCUUGAUGGAAAAAGCAGCUGAAUAUUUCACCACUCCUCUCAAAGGCUUCUUCACAGAAGCCUUUAAAUGCUCCUGCCCUACCUUUCUUGAAACCUGAUAGCAUCAAAUUCAAAUAAACAAUCAACAAUAAAAAGUUUCCACAUUUGAUAUUUUGUCUUUGCACUAUUUUCAAUUUAACAACAUGAUUUGAAAACCAUCAAAUUCUGUUUUUAUUCAUAUUUUACACAGCAUCACAACUUUUGGGGAAUCGAGGUUGUAUUUGGAUCUUUGUUUAUUUUUUUGUAAUUUAAAAAGUUGUUCAAAUAUCCAGCCAAAUCCUUUAAUAUGAACGCUUAUUAUGACAGUUUAACAUUUUAAUAUCUAAAUUUUCAAAGAUCCAUAUUGAUAGAGGUUGCCCAUCCCACUUUUUUUUUUUAUAGUUUUUAAACUAAAAAUGUCAUAGCAUUUUUUCAAUGCAAGUUUUCAAUGCCUACCAAGUUUUGUAAAAUCUUCCAAAACAUGAAUAUGAUUAAAACAGUUGUAAAAUAAAAUUAAAAAAGGGGAAAAACAUACUAAAAAACACUAUAAAAGUGUAUUUACUUAUUCCAAAGCUUAUUCAGAACCAAAAUGUAUAACAAGAUACAAAUCUUAACUUGAUUUCUAAAAAAAAAAAUGUGGUAAUGACCAUGAAAACAUCCGGUACACAUCUCUCUGGGCCAAAGGUGCUUUUAUAAUACAAGAGCUGAGCAUUUACAGCUCCACUGUUGAAUGACUUGUGAUAUUUUAUUUCAAAGUGAAUAAUAAAACCAGAAUGUAAAUAGAGUUUUACUAUCUCUUUAUAAUGAAUUGUUAAUAGAGCUGAUAAUCGAUGUUUUUUAUUCGUAUGGUUUUCUUUUUCUGCCUGAACUGUUCUGUUCUCAGAGCUGGCGCUGUGUUUACGUUGUUCUUGGUACAAACUCCUGCUUUUUUUUCUUCCUAUUAAAAAACUGUCAGUGAUAAAGAAAUCAGCUGCAGAACCUGCACAGCUCUGCAGUGGAACCUGUGGUGCUCCUCCUCUUGUGUGUGAUUGACUAAUGAGAAAGAGGCGUUGCAGGUCAUCCCUCUCAGGCCGCUCCAAAGAUGGCCACUGUGUUUGUAUGAUGUUUUGCAAGUUUUACCAAUUUCAUAAAAGUGGUACAUCACCUUGACUGAUUAUGAUUUCACAUCUCUGUUAAAAAUAUUAUAAGAUAAAAUAUUUGUCAUAAACUGAGACAUGAAAUAAAGUCUUAAUUUGUUUUUUUAUUUA